This is a messenger RNA of Plutella xylostella (diamondback moth), 2393 nucleotides long. RefSeq names its product arginine methyltransferase 3 (gene Art3). Gene Ontology annotation, biological process: chromatin remodeling; peptidyl-arginine methylation, to asymmetrical-dimethyl arginine. The record is from RefSeq and is a predicted model, not a curated record. NCBI's taxonomy places the organism in Eukaryota, Metazoa, Arthropoda, Insecta, Lepidoptera, Plutellidae. Gene Ontology annotation, cellular component: nucleus. Gene Ontology annotation, molecular function: histone methyltransferase activity; protein-arginine N-methyltransferase activity.
GUCAAAAACUCCACAUGGUUUUGUGUGCAAAAUUGUAAAUUUUGGCUAAUAUUUUAACUCUUUAUUUUUGUGUUUGUCCUAAAUUAAAACAAUGUCGGAUGUUCCUGAUCUAAGUAGUGACGAGGAGCAUUUUGAAGAUGACGAGUGGCAGGAGAUGGAGGCGAGCAAUACCAUGGUAACAUGUUUAUUUUGUUCUAACAUCUUACCCAAUGUUGACGAUGCCCUUAUUCACUGUGAAAAAGAGCACAAAUUCAGUCUAAACGCUCUGAAAACGAAGUUUAACAUGGACUGCUACUCUUACAUAAAGCUAAUCAACUACGUCAAGACCCACAAAGUGAAACCAGAGGUUAUAGUUAACACUGACAAAGUAAUUUGGGACGAUGAAAAGUAUUUGAAACCCGUUGAAAAUGAUGACUGGUUAAUGUACGACUUCGAUUCUAUAGUGGAGAAGCCCGGUUCUCCUAAAAGUUACCAUGCUAAUGUUGAAAAUGGGUUGGUGACUCUUUCACAGUCACACUUCAUAGAACUUCAGAGUACAAUCCAGGCUCUGACAGAACAGUUAAAAGAGAGCCAAUCGCACCUCCAGAUGGCUAAAGAAGACAUGAACAAGAUGAAAGACUCUAUGAAGACACUAGUUGAUGGAGGACCAAGCAAAGGAGACAGUGUUGUUGCAAACUGCGUGGCUAAAGUAGCCCUCGAAGAUGAUGAAGGAUACUUCAGCUCAUAUGCUCAUUUUGGUAUUCACUAUGACAUGUUGUCAGACAAAGUUAGGACAGAAAGUUAUAAGAAAGCCAUCCUAAGCAAUAGUGAAACAUUGAAGAACAAAACGGUAUUAGAUCUUGGCUGUGGAACCGGCAUCUUGUCAAUGUUUGCAGCCUCAGCGGGAGCAAAGAAAGUGUAUGCUCUGGACCAGUCUGAGAUUGUGUUCCAUGCCAUGGAUAUUAUACGAGAAAACAACCUGCAUGAAACUAUAAAAGUUAUAAAAGGACGACUCGAGAAUACAAAAUUGGAUGAUAAAGUGGAUAUUAUCAUAUCAGAAUGGAUGGGUUAUUUCCUACUGUUUGAAGGCAUGUUGGACAGUGUGAUAUAUGCUAGAGACAACUGCCUCAACCCUGGUGGGCUGCUGCUGCCAAACCGGUGCAACAUCAGCCUAGUAGCAAAUGGAGACAUUGAGACACAUAAGAAACUCAUUGAAUUCUGGUCUGAUGUGUACGGCUACAAAAUGAAUUGUAUGAAAUCCGAAGUAGUGAGAGAAACUAGUGUAGACAUAGUCAAUUCUAAGCAUAUAAUAUCUGAGCCUUGUGUUGUUAAAGAUAUUGAUAUAAACACAUGUACUACUGAUGUCAUGGACUUUACGUCUACUUUUAGUCUGCCAAUUACAACAGAUGGAGCUAUUACAUCUCUAGUUGGUUAUUUUGAUACAUUCUUUGAGCUACCGAGUGAGGUUUCAUUCUCCACGGGUCCACAUGUCACUCCAACUCACUGGAAACAAACUGUCUUCUACUUCCGUGAUUGUAAACAAGUGAAAGCUGGUGAUGUGAUCAAUGGUACAAUUAUUUGUAGUCGACAGAAAGCUGAUGUGAGGUCCCUAUCAGUGCAGUUAGAUAUUUUUGGUAAAUCACAUAAGUAUAUUCUUAGUUAAAUCUCUGUACAGCUUGUGAAGAUUUUUGUGUUUUAAGAUAAAGCUGGUAUAGAACCAUCAAUUUAAUCAGAAACCAUAAUUAUUGUCAACACAGGAUUGCAAUAAACUGCAGGUUAUUUGCAUAUUUUUUAUGGUUGAAUCCUAUUCUACAAGCUGUAGGUAGGUACUUAUUGUUAUUCAAUUCUUUAUUUACACCUUUAUAAACAACAUUUCAGAUAUGAUCAGAAAAGUUAUUUCAUCACAGUCAUUUUUCAACCCCCUUUUUUUCAUUGAGUAUUUUUAUUACCUACCUAUUGAUAACUGAAUGUGCUUUAAAAAUGCAAAAUUUAAAUAUAGAUUUGUAACCAGUGCUUUGUGCAAUAGUUCCUAAGGAUAAAUGAAUAAAAAUAUGUUUUUUUCUAUGAAAAUCUUUAUUUUGAUUGUACACUUAAUUUACACAAAGGUGUUUAGAAUAGUUUUAGGGUUCAGAGACCCUUGAGUUCUAACUAAUGUAAUACCAACAUUAUUAUUAAAUGAGAGUAGGUGUUUGAGCUUGUUAGGUAUUGCAUCUUGGUAUUCAGAUACAAGAAGUCGUGAUUAAACAUUAUCCAUGCUCCAAUAAAUACUAUUUAUUUUAAUAUCGUUAAAAUUAAUUUAAAAAAAUAAGGCUUCUAAAAAAUCAUAUUGUUAUUGUAAUGCAUUAGACCAAUAAUAAAUACUAUAUACCAUCGACAUUUUUAAAUAGCAGAAAUAUAUUCUCAUUUUGUAAUAA